Cephus cinctus (wheat stem sawfly) is the source of this 5980-nucleotide messenger RNA. RefSeq names its product ADP-ribosylation factor 6 (gene Arf51F). The record is from RefSeq and is a predicted model, not a curated record. NCBI's taxonomy places the organism in Eukaryota, Metazoa, Arthropoda, Insecta, Hymenoptera, Cephidae. Gene Ontology annotation, molecular function: pseudouridine synthase activity; GTPase activity; GTP binding. The transcript has 5 exons. Gene Ontology annotation, cellular component: cytoplasm. Gene Ontology annotation, biological process: vesicle-mediated transport; tRNA pseudouridine synthesis; intracellular protein transport. The coding region runs from base 1636 to 2163 and encodes 175 amino acids.
UAAAUGGCACGUUAAGAGUCUAUAUAAUUUGCUCUCAAGAUAUUCUUUAGGAAGAACUAGAGAAUUACCGAAGUACUAGAUAAUUCUGUGUACAAAGAUUCAUAACUAGGGCGUGGAAUUUUUGCGUAAGAGGAGGCUAUCUAUAUCAAGGCGACGCCACUGACCCGGCGUCCUCCUUCCAUUUGGAUACAAAGUAGCGUCACUUGGCCUCAUUCAUAGAAAGAAGCAAUCGAUAUUUUUUCUUCGAAGCGGAAAAUAUUUCAUUAUUUUUCAAUUAACGUUACCGUUAUUAAAAUUUGGGAAUGACUGUUUGAGGUUCAUUAUUAUUAAACUUCUUGUCAAGGUAUUAUAAUUUCUUGAAAAACUCAAUUUUUACGAUCCAGCGAGACACGCCGCAUAGUUUAGCAACAAGUUACAGUUGUAAUAGAACUUUGUAUGCCACGCUUGUUUGUCAAAGUAUGACCAAACAAGUCUGCAACCUAACUGCACAUUCUACAACACUAAAUUGUAGUAAUCGCAAGUAAUUGGGGUUGAUUAUGACCUCAUUGAAUAACAGUAGAAUGCCAACAGUAUAAGUGGUAGUAAGACUUGCUACUAGUUCAUAACCGCUGAUGAUUAAGAAUUGUCUAAUUUUAAUCCGGAUUAUUAGAUCAUUAUUAUGGCAAUUCGUGAAAAUUUGUUUCUACUAUCUUUUUAUAUUACAAAUAGUAACAUAAAUGUCUAUAUGCAUAAAAUGUAAUGUUUUGUGUGUUACAAGGAUAUGGUCAUGUAAAUCAUAUAAUUUUUCAUAACAGGAUUUAGUUUACAAAUGUGUAGUGUUAAAUGAAUUCUAAGGUAUGUAAUUUUGUAAAGUAAUUGCUAAGGAGUAACGGUAAACAUAAUUUAUAUAUAUCUAUCAGUUUGCAUAUACAUAUACAAUGUGCUAAUACGGUGGUGUGUCUUACUUCAUCGUGUGAAUAGAGGAAGCCGCAAAAUAUGUCAAAAUAUGUCGAAACACGUGCGUGAAUGAAUACACGCUAUUUGGCUCUGACUAGUUGAAUCCAGUUAUUAAAGAAUAUUCCCUAAAGAAUAAAUAUAUUUAUACCUUCAGUUAAACAGUCGAAUUUUAUGACUUACAGCAGUCUGAAAUAGCGAUUAAAAGUUUGAAAAUUUAAAGCUUCGUCGAAGAAUAUCCAGGGAGCGUACGAAUCGUAUAAAAUUACAAUUUCAAGUAGUUUCCAAAUAACGGUCCUAAGAAGAAAAUUUUCACAAAUACCACGAAAACUAGCCCUGCUGUUCACAAACUUUUAAUCAUAAUGUCUACUGUUUUAAAGGAUUUUUAUGGAAAGUAAACUAUGCAUCGUUAACACUGCAAAGGUUGAAAGCAUCAAGUACUUUCUCUUCGUGCCUGCCGCAGUUUGCUCUUACCAGUAAAAGUGAGUUUCGUGAGACAGUGACGAGAGGGCCCUCAGAUCGCAGAAUCAUAAAAUUUUAUAGAGACUGUUGGAAAGGGCGAGCGGUGACGGCCCUGAAUAGUGCUAGCCGAACGUAACGAAGAAUGGUGUUAUGUUGUGAUGUGCCCGUUUGUUGACGAUAAAUUAUCGCUUCCGUGUAGAUGUUUCUUGGUACUGAAGGUGUAGCAAGUGUGCCGGCAAGAUGGGCAAGCUCUUGUCGAAGAUCUUCGGCAAUAAGGAGAUGCGUAUUCUAAUGCUUGGUCUGGAUGCUGCUGGAAAAACUACUAUACUGUAUAAACUUAAACUAGGACAGUCAGUGACGACCAUACCCACAGUAGGAUUCAAUGUAGAAACUGUAACGUAUAAAAAUGUCAAAUUUAAUGUCUGGGAUGUUGGUGGUCAAGAUAAAAUACGGCCGUUGUGGCGUCAUUAUUACACCGGAACACAAGGACUUAUUUUCGUAGUAGAUUGUGCUGAUAGAGAUCGAAUUGACGAGGCACGUCAAGAAUUACACCGCAUUAUAAACGAUAGAGAAAUGCGUGAUGCCAUUAUCCUUAUUUUUGCUAAUAAGCAAGAUCUUCCUGAUGCGAUGAAGCCACACGAAAUUCAAGAGAAGUUGGGCUUGACAAGAAUACGAGACAGAAACUGGUACGUUCAACCAUCCUGUGCCACGACGGGUGAUGGACUAUACGAGGGCCUUACGUGGCUCACUAGUAAUCAUAAAUUAUGAGGAAAUAGGUAAUCACGCUCCCAUUGGUUCAGGUUGGGAUUAAAUACCCGGCUCAUGAUCAAAUCUUAAAACCAAGCGAGUCGAGGCUCAGUAAGGUAUGAGUUCAUUUUGUUCAACGAAUGUUUUUGUCCUUCAGUCGCCAAGAGCGUGCUCGCUAAUUCAUCUGACUAUCCAUACUUGGUCACUGUCCGAGAUUUAUUGUUACUCGAACGUAUAUCUUUAAUUCACAUCAAGCAAGGUACUACAAGCGUCCCUAAAGUGGACAGACAAUUUGAUUUAUAUCCUUCAGAAUACCAACGUUAAUAGUCUACAUAUCGAUUAUGAUGAUCCUCCGAUUGUAAAUCGCGUGGAUUUCUUAAAACCGACAAAAUUUUGUUGCAUUGUGCUCAAUAUCUCCCUUAAAAAGUGCUUUACGUUAUAAUUAUAUCUUUUAUGAAUAGUGUGCUGUCGAAAACUGUAGCAUUUUGAAAAAUAUACAAUUUGGUAUUAAUGAUUAAUGUUUUAUGUACAUUGGCGUAGAGUAUAGUAUUCGAUUGGAAAAAUCGCAAGACACCAUAAUUCAACUAUUACGUUUCAUCAUGUAAACUGAAGUACCUUGCUUAAUAAAUAUCAGGUUGCAACCCAUGUAAUAUUGUUGUUUUUUUACUUUUUAUUGGAAACAUUUAACCAUCUACAUUUUUGCGCUAAUCGAAAUAGAAUAUAAAUGCUUUUCUGCAUGGCGAUUCAUUUUAUACUUAUGUAUUACACUUUUAUGGCAAAAUAUUAGCGCAAAAUAAAUAUUAACGACAUUGUGGGUUAACCGAUGGAAGCGAUGUUAUCUGUGUUGCAACCAAGUUCACGUAUUAAACGAAUUCUUAAAUUGACACAUUGUCGAUUUUAGAUGUACGAAAUCAAUAAUGAAUCACUGUUAAGGAUCUUUAUACACAUCUUGUUCGUUAUAAAUUUGAGAAACCAUUGGCGGAGCGUGUGAUCCUAUCAUACAACGUCCCCCGUCUGAUGUAAAAAAUUGUUUAUUUCGUAGUACAUAAGACCCUCCUAAAGUAUCAUACACAAAGUAAGAAAGGAACAUAAACGAAACGUCGAAGGAGCUUGUUCCUUAAUUUCGUACAACGCUGAAGGCAAUGAAAUUAUUUAAUAUUUAUUACGGAGCUUCCUUCAAACAUCACGUUCCAAUUUAACUUCUAAGUUAACGAGGUAGCAGUUUGGUCAGCAAUCUAAAAUUAUUAAUCGUAUUACUUUCCUCGAUAUUGAAACCCGAUUGGGAACAUAUUUAAAUCGUCCAAUGAAUUCAAUUAUUCAAAGUACAAACUAAGAGAAGUAGCGACACGUACUGUAUCAAACCAUUACAUUUAAUUUUUUUUAAACUGAUACGUAACAUUAAAUCCAUACUGUAUUUUAAUUUAAACAGAGUUGUUUUCACAGCUGAUUUAGAGACGAAAAGAAGAAGUGAUAAGCUAUUUCCUCUGCAUAACAGUCAAAUCAUUUCUUGGCCUAUAAUGAGCAUGGGGGAUCGUGGUAUAUACGUAUAUAUUGUGCAUCGUCAAGCGAUCACGCGAAUAACGGAACAGGUUCCUUAGAAUCAAACGGAAAACUAAUCAAGUCAUGAUCAUUUCCUUACGAGGUUUCCCAACUCUGUAAGAUAGCCCCCGUGAAAGGCUGAGCGUCACGUGUGUGACAAUAGCACAUUGAAUAUCCGUACCAUUUGCGCAAUGGAUUCCAUAUACAGAAAUUAACGAACAUCAGCGUAAUAAAAUAUUUAGAAUAAGAAUGCUGUAAAUGCGAAAACUCGAGAUCCGCUAGUAACUGAAGUUAAGCGCGAGUGUGACAUCCGCGCUAGAACAACGUGUGCAUCGAUUGUAAAUUCAUCAUUCCAUCUUAAUAAUUCCAAUAAUACCUUGAUAAUAGAGCCAUUGUUGAUAGUCACGCUUUUGUCUACCGGUGAGAAUUGCUGAUGAAUAUUUCUGUUAAAAGUUCACUGACGAACGACCAUCAUCGUGUGGUAUAUCAAUGAUACUGUUAGAAGAUAUUAUUUUCAUGAAAUCUUGCUGUUCUAGCAACUGAGGCACAGUCGGCUGUUGCCUAGGGAACCUGUUGCUUUAGGCGCCAUGGUUCACAAACGUUUGAAAUACCGUGUAAGAUUCGAGCGAAGAGUAAUGGACCCAAUUCAGUUUGUACUCGUGAUUUUCUUUGUCACAAUAUAAUUAUUGAAGGACAAAAGUAAUCCAUAUUAUCUAAUAAAGAAAUUGCUAAUAGAUAUACAUAUAUAUAUAUUUUACACGUACGUAGUGUGUAUAUCGAGCAAUCCUGUACCGCGUAUGUCACUUGGGAGUAUAACGGAUUUUUCUUAAACACUUUUAUUAAAUUAUACCUAUGCUCAUUUUUGACGAUGCAUGUAUGUCUCCUUCUAUGAAUUUUCACGACAAUGUCAUCAAUAGACGACAGAGUGGCUUUAUAGUCCUUCAACUUUGAACAAAUCGCUUUGUGUUUGCACAAACGCGACGCAACUUUUGACGUGAUUACGUUAUGUCUUUAAAAAUUAAACAUAUUAAGUCGAUAAAUAAAGUGCGAUUUAUUGGGUACAUUUGUGUAAAUUCUCUAAAAUGUGUUAGUAAACGUUCAAUUAAUUUAUGUCUUUCAUUACUUAUGAACAGUCUUACGCCUGAAUAAAAUAGUUGCUUCUAUUUUCGAAUGACGGUGGAUACGGUUAAGGUAUUGGUUAGCCGUUAUAUAUUUAAGGCUCAAAAUCUAAUGAAACCAUCUCUUUUUAUUUUACAGUGCUAUCAGUUUUUGGAAUACUUUAAUUGUUAUUACUUUCUAUAUUAUCAAAAUUGUCAUACUGUUAAGGCAUUUAAACCAAAUACAAGAAUUAUAUCAGUUAAGGAUUCAAUUGUUCGAGCAGUUACAGAAAAGUGCAGAAACUUGACAGAAUGAAACAUUUUCAUAGAAGAAACUGAAGUUUCGUAUAAAUUUUAUAUGUUGAAUGAAUACAUCUAUUUGGUUUAGCUUCUUAGAAGAAAAAUGUUGAUUCACUUUAUGUUAUUCCAAAUUGUUGCUUAGUAUUAUCCUAAUGUAUGAUAAUGACAAUUCUGUUGUCACAAAAAGAUGUUGAGUAUCUUAUCCACUUUACUGCAAUAAUUAUAUGUUUCUCUUAUAAAAUUGCGUUUAACUCAUAAUGGUUGCAAUGUUCGUUUUGCAAAAUGGCUUUGAUUACAAGAGAUAUAAAGCUAUUAGAAUAAAAAGAUUUUGUAUUUGAUUGGGUGGCCUUGUCAAAAAUUUAUUAUAUUUGUUAAACUGCGGAAAAUGAAAAUAGAAAAGAAUUUACACUUCCAUUAGAAAUAUUUGUGUAUAAGCAACUGUAUUGAUUGAUUAUUGAAAAUUCAAAAUUGAUAUUGAUUGCGAUAAUUUAUCAUCUUCUGCUACCGUUUGAACGUUAUAUGGUUCAACUGUGUUUUUUUAGUUGGUAUAAUCCGUAGGAAUAAGUUAUUUAAACAUAUGAUCAGUUUGCGAGUACGAUGCAUAUAGGUAAAAGUUAAUUUCAAUUUUUAUAGUACACUAACUUGCUAGGGGCCAUUUAGUUCAUAGGUUCGGACAAAAGCACACUUCGGAUCGAAGAAUGAAAUAUCGCUUAAUAUUGUAUACAAAAAUGCGCACGUAUAACAACUACUAAUUAGUUAGUACUAAUUUUUAACGAUAACAAAUUAAUAAUACGAGAAUUAGUCACAUUUUAUAAUGGCGGAACCUUACAAAACGGAUGCAAGGAAAAUUUGUCUGCAUGUACAUUAUUAUAACUUGUAUAAUAAAGAUUUGUUUAAAUUCA